Molecule: messenger RNA, 2838 nt
Organism: Puntigrus tetrazona (Sumatra barb)
Lineage: Eukaryota; Metazoa; Chordata; Actinopteri; Cypriniformes; Cyprinidae
Gene: mtnr1bb
Product: melatonin receptor 1Bb
Exons: 3
Coding region: 362-1405 (347 amino acids)
Biological process (GO): G protein-coupled receptor signaling pathway
Cellular component (GO): membrane
Molecular function (GO): melatonin receptor activity
Source: RefSeq, a predicted model, not a curated record
GCUGCUUUAAAAAAUAACUUGGAGCGAACGUAACGGUCGCCAUGGGGCAACGCGGCGCCAAGACUUUCCAGUUCCUCAGCAGUUUUAAGGUGACGGGGAAGCGAGCCGAAUACUCGCGCUAGACGAACAACUCAACUACAAGACAGAAAAGAGUUUGAGGUGCUGAAAAGAUGUUGAGACAGACUCUACCUCGUAUUUCCGGAGAGAGGGAUGAGAGGAGAGCGGAUCAACCAGAGACGACAGAGAUGUACGGCUCAACUGUUCCCAACUUCUGCUGAAAUCCAGCUGGAAUGACUCGCUUUUUACAAGUCGCGUGAAUAACUUUUAGCAAACCAAACCUCAGAGAACAAGCUGGUCCGGGAUGCCAGACAAUAUCGCUUUUCUGACGAACAGCACAGAUUUGGGGCACGUCGGUCGCGCGUUGGGUUCGAGCGCGCGCCCCGCCUGGGCGAUAGCGGUGCUGGCCAGCGUGCUGAUCUUCACCACUGUGGUGGAUGUUUUGGGUAACCUGUUAGUCAUAAUUUCGGUGUUCAGGAAUCGGAAACUGAGAAAUGCUGGCAACGUGUUUGUUGUCAGUUUGGCCUUCGCUGACUUGGUGGUGGCUUUCUAUCCCUACCCGCUGGUCUUGUACGCGAUCUUCCACGACGGCUGGUCUCUGGGGGAAACCCAAUGUAAAAUCAGCGGAUUUCUAAUGGGCCUGAGUGUGAUCGGCUCGGUUUUCAACAUCACCGGCAUCGCCAUCAACCGUUACUGCUACAUCUGUCACAGCUUUGACUAUGGACGUCUCUACAGCUUCCGUAACACUCUGCUGUUAGUGGCCCUGAUCUGGGCGCUCACUGUGCUCGCCAUUCUGCCCAACUUCUUUGUGGGUUCGCUGAGUUACGACCCCCGUGUUUACUCCUGCACCUUCACUCAGACUGCCAGCAGCUCCUACACUGUGGUGGUGGUGGUGGUUCACUUCCUGGUGCCCAUCGCGGUGGUGACCUUCUGCUACCUGAGGAUUUGGGUUCUGGUGAUACAGGUGAGGAGGAAGGUGAAGAGCGAGGAACGCUCAAGGGUGAGACCCAGCGACCUGCGCAACUUCAUCACCAUGUUCGUGGUGUUCGUCUUAUUUGCAAUCUGCUGGGCUCCACUCAAUCUAAUCGGUCUCGUGGUGGCCAUCGACCCAGAGGUCAUGGCUCCACGUAUUCCAGAGUGGCUCUUUGUGGUCAGCUACUUUAUGGCCUAUUUCAACAGUUGCCUCAAUGCAAUCAUUUAUGGACUCCUCAAUCGGAACUUCCGAAAGGAGUACGUGCGAAUCAUGACGUCGGUGUGGAUUCCUCGGAGGUUUGUGACUGAGACCUCCAGGGCAGCCACAGAUGGGAUGAGGAGCAAACCCUCACCAGCCAUUAAUAACAACGAGUAACUUUUGUUUUCAGCCGAUCACUGUUUAGGAGGAAACGUCAUGGAUGCAUGAAGCUAAUUUAUAUGCGUUGAACUGUGAACACUUGACUUUUUUAAUGCUACAAAACCAUUAUGUACAACUCAGGGUGCUUAUUUUAUUUUCAUCCUUGGCUUAUUGGAAAUUUGUGAGUGCCUAAAUUUCUGCAAAACUUGAAACUUUAAGUACGUUUUACUGAAUUUUUCAGGUGACUCAUCUACAAACAGCGCUAUUAGUCAUUUCAUUUUUUUCUCCGUUGAAGAUGCAGGUUUAUUAAACAGCACAGCACCAUGAAAAUGACAUUCCUGUGAGAACGAAAUCAUUGGAAAAUGAUAUCGCAUUGCUUGUAGCAUGUUUCACAGCAGUUUCAAAGCAAACAGCUGAACAUGAAUGAACUAAUGCUUUAUUACAUUGUUUGUAACACGGCAAUUCAGUAGUCAAGAGUGCUGCACAAAUGCUCUAUUGCAUUUUAAAUUAAUGUACCACCUACACUAAACCCUGCCGAUUAGUUUUAAGAAGAGCAAAUAUUUGAUAAAAACACAUUUGGUGAAGCAACCACAACAUUUGAGCUUCAAAGCUUUGAGCUAUUUUUACAGGACACAUACCAAAAUACCAGGUGAAUGACAAAAAAUAUGUUCAAACGGAGCAAUUUAUGUAAUGCAAAGGUUAAUGUUCAUUUUAGCAUGUAUACAUGUGUUUAUGCAGUAUGUAGAAAUGUGGGCAGUUACAUGUUUCCAGUGAGCCUUGGUUGUUUAUUUUUGAUGUUGUGAUCCAUUUCAGAACACUAUUAUUAUUAUUAAUCGUAUUAAUAAAUAUUUAUCUCACCAUUUAUAUUGAAAAUUAAAUGAAGUAAGUUUUAUGAUUUGUUUAUGAUCCAUGCAUAUUUAUUGAAGACAUUUUGUACAAUUUUGUGGGUCUGUUGUAUAUAUGUUGUAUAAACAAGUAUGUAUCACAUAUUUUAGCCAUUUUCAAUUCAGAACUUCUGCCUUACACUUGAACAUUCACAUCAAAUCUGAAAAAAAAAUCCAUAUAUUUAAUCAAGGUGCCAAAUGUUAAUACUUUGACAGUAAGUAUCUGAUAUACCAAAUCAGUUUGUCAUAUCGAACCAAAUGAGAUUCUGAGAGCAACCUAAUUUAAAUGUAAUGUCAACAGAGCUUUAAUGAGCGAAGAGCUUCCAGCACAGCAAGAUAAAGCACAAGCUUCAAAAAAAAAAGAAAAAAAAAAAAGCACUUCAUGCGGAUUCCGCAAAGACAAAUUUAGCUUUUUCAAAGCGAACGGUGACAGCGAGCGGUCAGUCAGUAAUCAGUUUCAAUCUGUUUUCACCUCUUAUCUUUCAAACAUUAAAUGUCAUUCAUGACUUUGGGGUUAUUACUCUGCCAGGAAAUGCGCAUGACUCUGAAACCAUGUAUUUUCUUCAA